AUGGCCAGCGUGCAAUCGGUAAGCUGUGUGUUGGCUGACGUGGGCAGCGCCGCCUGCGCCAGUGGCUGCUUCCCAUCCGUGUCUCUCGCCAGUCUGUCACUUCUGAGCAAUCGCUUCGCAUCGGACCCCAAGCAUGUAGCAGCAGUCAUUGCAUACGGCAGUGCCACCACCCACAAUCCCCUAGCCGAUGCCUCUCAAUCGGGCCAAGCCUACAACCAUGUGGAAAUCCUACACAACUUUCAUCCCAUUGACUGGCCCCUCGUUGAGGAACUGGGCAAGGUCCUAAAGCCAGGAGGACAGCCAGCGGACCCCUUGGAUGCAUGCAUCGUCGCAGCCGACCUUUUCCAGAAGGCGUUUAACAAACAGAUUCAGGAAAAUAAAAUUGAAUGCAUUUUUUACCUGCUCAGUGGCCCUCAGCCAUUUGAAUAUGACUCGGACGCACAAAGUGUUCGCCAACACAUGACGGAGACCCACAUCCGCGUUGUGCGCGUUCUUGCGGGUGAACCUCCUGCUGGUGAAUCAACUGGUGACUUUUUCGACCGUGAGGUCUCUAUGAAGGACUUCAUUGACUUGUGCCGGCUGUACGUGCCGGUGAAAAGCAAGAAAACGGUCACCAAGUGUCGCAUUCCCCUCACUCUGUCUCCUUCUGUUAAAUUGUCUGUUUUUGUCUACAUUCUUGCAAAGAAAGAGCCCUUGCCUUCUCUGCGGAAGCGUCUGAAGGUCUGCCGGAAUACUGCAGGCUCAGAGCGGGAAGGUCCUGCCUAUUAUGUGGCUAUGACACCCGAGAGGUUUUUGUACCGCGCCGAUGACCCAGAAAAACGGCCUAUUCACAUGCCUUCGAAGAAGGGAGCUGCUGCCGCUGCUGCCGCUGAUCCUGGUGCAUCUACGUACGAGGAAAUGCCGGCGGAAACAGAGGGGUUGGCAUUCGCGUUUCCAUUCGGCAAGCAGCUUGUGCCUGUCUCUCCCUUUGAAAGAGAAGCCCACUUUUCCUUGAAAACUGACAAGGGCCUUGUUCUUGUGGGAAUGCUGAGGACUGCCAACAUCAAGAGGUGGUGGCUGACAGGUCAGAGUGAGCUCGUAGUGGCAAGUGAGGGAGACUCGAUAAGUCAAACGGCAAUGUCUGCUUUGUUUUGGGCGUGUGUUCGUUUGCGUUGUGCGUUGCUAUGCCGGUACACUCCACGGCAAAAUUCCUUGCCUCGACCGGUGCUGCUGGUUCCCCGUUUCUCAUAUGCCGACGAAGACUGGGAGGAGCUGCUGCUGCAAGCACAGAACCAGAAAACUAUGACAGUGCAGCGAGGGUUCUGCCUCGUGCACAUUCCGUUCUCAGAUGACGUUUCUUCUCCGGCCCUUCCGGUGCCGCCUGCUGCAACUCCGGACGAAGUGCAAGCGAUGGAGGCCUUAAUAGACUCUCUUCCGCUUUCUUUUUCUCCGGUGUCCUCGUUUUCCACAUCCGCGAAACGGGCAGCGCCACAUCACUGCACAGACCGCAGGCUCUGCGAAAAGAUACACCCGCUCUGCGCACCCCCUUCAGUAUAUCCUUCCCCUGAUAUUGCACCGUUCUCCUCAGAGGUGCAUCCGUCUUUCGUGCCAAAGUCAGCCAGGGCCUUUGCGGAGCCUAAUGCCUCCGUCAACCCUCUUCUUAUUCCUAAUCCGACGAUGCAGCGCUUCCUGAGACUGAUCUCUAGCAAGAUUCUAGAUAUUGCGACACACAACCAACAGCAGCAGCAGCAGCAGGAGCAGCGGCCGGAGUCUGGAAAGGGAUACCAAGACCUGCUGAGGGCCGUUGAUGAUUUAUUUCCGCUCACGCCAUCUGUCACAGAGCCCCUAGUCAAAACGCCCGGAGAAGAGAAGGCAUCGCCAGCCCCUACAGCAACAAAGCAUCCAGGGGUAUGCGGGGCCAUUGCUGCUCUAUUUCCACUUGUGGCGCAAGGACCUCUACGAGAAUUUGCUGCUGCGACGACAGCAGCACGAGGAGAAGCAGCAGAAGCGCUGUCAAAAGAAUUCGUAAGGAAAAAUGAAGUGCUGAAACUGACAGAUGUAAAAUUGCAGCACCAACUGGAGCAGAAGGAGCGAGCUGAGGAUGGACAGAAGGUGAAGCAAGACCCCCAACAGGACAAAGGUCCGCAGCAUCCGCUGCUGCAGCAGUACGCAGUCAGGUCCAUUAACCCUGUGAGAGACUUUGAGCUCAUGCUCAACGUCAGAGAGAUAGACUUGACUGAAAAGGCCAUCUCAGAAAUGCAGCAAAUCAUUCUUGAGCUGCUGCAGCGAGCAGAGGAGCAAUGGGCUGCUGCUGGUUUAUCAGGCCAGCCUGACGGCAUAGGAACGCAUCAGCAGGGGCAGAAACAGCCGUAUGAACAGGAACAGCAAGUAAAUGGCAUUGCCUCACGGUACCUUGUUAAGGCCAUGAUGUGCCUCGAGGCAUUGAGGGCCGGGUGCGUUAGGGAAUUAGAGGGAAAAGCGUUUAAUGCUUUUCUGCGGCAGCUGCACCAGCAGGCAACAGCCGCAGAAACAGAAAAAGCAGCACAAGCAACACCAGCUGCGCAGACACCUCAGACUGGAGCUAAGCUUUUUUGGGAUUUACUCUUGUCGAAAAAGCAGAUUCCCCUCGUUACCACUGACGAAGACCCCCACGCAGAUGUGGCCCCGGAAGAUUCUACGUGCAUAUACAACUUACCAUUCCAAGAGCAGCAGCAGCAGCAUCAGCAGCAGCAGUACUCUGGGAAUGAAGCAGCGGACAUUUUAGACCUAAUUGAGUGA
Eimeria necatrix is the source of this 2757-nucleotide messenger RNA. RefSeq lists its product as hypothetical. The transcript is spliced from 4 exons. Gene Ontology annotation, cellular component: Ku70:Ku80 complex. Lineage: Eukaryota; Apicomplexa; Conoidasida; Eucoccidiorida; Eimeriidae. The record is from RefSeq and is a predicted model, not a curated record. Gene Ontology annotation, molecular function: telomeric repeat DNA binding; double-stranded DNA binding. The coding region runs from base 1 to 2757 and encodes 918 amino acids. Gene Ontology annotation, biological process: cellular response to X-ray; cellular response to gamma radiation; telomere maintenance.